Molecule: messenger RNA, 2231 nt
Organism: Rosa rugosa (rugosa rose)
Lineage: Eukaryota; Viridiplantae; Streptophyta; Magnoliopsida; Rosales; Rosaceae
Exons: 4
Coding region: 126-2231 (701 amino acids)
Molecular function (GO): zinc ion binding
Source: RefSeq, a predicted model, not a curated record
CCUGGUUCCGGCGUGCGUAGCUCUCCGGCGAUUUCAGUGUGGGAAGCUCUCCGGCGAUUUGUAUUUAGAGCUGGUGGUAGAGGAUUUGCGAAGCCUAGAGAGAGAAUAUCUGCUGCUAUUUUCAAAUGGAGCGAGGUCGAGAUGCUCUGUGUGUUCCUCCACUGCGGUCUAUGGUUGAUCCUCUGGUUGCUAGGUGCCUUUACUCUGGCAAAGGUUAUAUGAUUCCUUUGAAUCAAUGCAUGAGCUACUCUGAGUUGUAUGAAGACAUUUUCCGUACAUUCCAGUUUUUGCCAAGUGAUAUUAUUGAGCUUCAGUAUUCAGUUCCAGGUUGUGAAGUUUGUUUUCUUCGUAACGAUCGUGAUUUCCAGAUGCUGUUUUGCUCUGCUAGAAUACAUAGGUUAGAGUGUGUCGAUAUUUCAGUUUUAAAGAUUGGGGGAGGUUGUAGGAGAACUUGUUCUGUGGAUAGUGGGUCGGAAGUGAUUGAUGAAGAUGAUUAUUUGGGUGAUGCAUUCAGGACUGAAGUUCACAAGACGUAUUUGUCUGAUGAGUGGAGUUCUUAUAUUCAUCAUGUCGGGGAUAAGUUUCAUGGUGCCGCUGAGCUCCGUGAGAAGCUCAGGAAGUAUGCAAUUGCAGUUGGUUUCGAGUUUGUUUUGCUGAGAAAUGAUUUGGACCGUAUUCAUGCAGUCUGUGCAAAUGUUGGAACCGAAGGAUGUGAUUGGCAUCUUCGUGCUUUUUCAUCAUCUGCCAAUGGUUGCCUUUACAUAACAGAGUUGAAUAAUAUUCACACUUGCAAGGGUGUAGUUAGGACUCAAAAGCACAAGCUUUUGGGAUCCAAGGUUGUCAAGACUUGCAUUGUUGCUGAUGUUAGCUAUAAUCUUUCAUUGACGCCAAGGGAAAUUAUGAGCAAGUUCAAAUCAACUUAUGGGUUUGAUAUUUCCUACAAGGUUGCCUUGAAAGCAAAGCAUUGGGCUAAGGAAGCGAUUUAUGGUUCCGAUGCAGACACGUUUAGCAAGUUAUCUUGGUAUAAGGAAGCUGUUUUGCAGAGUAAUCCCGGCUCUUCUUUUGUGUUGGAAGUUGAACCAUCGACAAAUCGUUUUCAGAGGCUUUUCGUAGCUUAUGGAGGUUGUGUAGAAGGGUUUCAAUUCUGUUUGCCUGUGUUGUAUGUUGAUGGAACGUUUGGUAAGAGCAUUUACAAGGGGCAGAUUCUGUCUGCAACUGGAAGGAAUGGGAAUCAAGGUUUCUACCCUCUAGCCAUAUGUUUUUGUGAUUCUGAGACAGAUGCAAACUGGACAUUCUUUUUCAAGCAUUUGAAGAGUCUGCUUGAACCUCAAGGAAGAGUUAUCACAUUUAUUAGUGAUCGGGGUGUUGGAUUGUUGAGUGCUUUCGAUAAGGUAUUUGCUGGUAAUCCUCAUCUGUUUUGUUACAAGCACUUGGUGGCGAACCUUGCCGGUAAAUAUAGGGGUAAAGGUAAUUCAAAAUUGAUUGAAGAUGUUAAGCAGAAAGCAGUUGGUGGUGCCGAUAUUAUUGACCCUUUUCUUGCUGAAUUGCCUGUGGAAAAUUGGUGCCGUGCAUUUUAUACUAGUUGCCGAUAUGGAAUUAUGGCUAAUGGGAUUGCUGAAUCAUUUAACUCUUGGAUUGCAAUUGAGCGUUUGAUGCCAGUCUAUUGUAUGCUGGACCAUACAAGAAUUAAACAAAUGGAGAUGGCCGGUAAGAGGAGGGAAGAGGCAGAACGUUGGACCACAGAACUAACUCCCAAAAUGGAGGAAAGAUUGAAGGAGCAAAUGGAGAAAUCUCGUCGUUUCAGUGUCCAUUAUUCUAGCCCUGGAGUUUAUGAGGUUCGAUCUGACUUUUCAUAUGUAGUCAACAUCUCCGAUCAUUCAUGUUCAUGUGUGAAAUGGCAGAUUAAUUGUUUUCCUUGUCCUCACGGCCUUGCUGCAUUACAGGCUGCUUCUGUAAAUGUAUAUGAUUAUAUUGAUAAGUACUUUCAGGUUGAUAUGUUCAAGAAGAGCUACAGUUUUCCUAUCUGUCCGAUAACCAAUGUUGAUAUGUCUUCUUCAGAAUCUGCUUCUGAAUGUAUAUUACCUCCCCUUUCGAAGAGGCCCCCCGGGAGGCCUAGGGUGAAGCGGUUCAAGUCGGUUGGAGAGGCUGAAAAGAAGAUGAUUCGUUGUGGUCGUUGUGGCAAAAUGGGCACUCAUAACAAGUUGAGCUGCACUGAACCUCUCGUUCAGUAG